AUGUCUAUGCAGUUUCCACUGUGUACUGCUACCUACAGAUCUUUUCCAUAUACACAUAUGGAUCUCUUGAAUUCAGCAAUUUAGCAGCCAUGUCCUACAACAGGUACAUUGCUUUACGUUAUCCACUACAGUAUAACGUCAUCAUGACACCCAACAGGGUGUGUAUUUUAAUUUGUGUAAUAUCGUUGUACUCUUUUGCAAAAUUCCUCAUAACACUGUCUUUAACUAUUCGUUUGCAUUUGUGUGGAAAAGUAAUAGACAAAGUGUAUUGUGACAACUACCUGGUAGUGAAACUUGCCUGAUCAACUUCCGACAUGACAGUUAAUAACAUCUAUGGACACUACAAUAUUGUAUUUGUAUUUAUUAUGGAUCCCCAUUAGCUGCUCCCAAGACAGCAGCUACUCUUCCUGGGAUCCAGCAAAAAUUAAGGCAGUAAUAUUCAUUAUAAUACAAUUUUUAAACGUUAAAAUAGAUUUUACAACAGAUUUCACAAUACAUUAAGUGUGUGCCCUCCAGCCACUACUGUACUACAACACACAAUCCAGGUGUAUGUGUGUGUAUAGUGUAUGUUAUGUGUGUGUGUGUGUGUGUGUGUUUGUACCUGUGUGUAUGACUCUUCACAGUCCUCGCUGUUCCAUAAGGUGUUUUUUAAAAUCAGAUUUUACUGCUUGCGUGAGUUACUUGAUGUGGAAUAGAGUUCCAUGUAGCCAUGGCUCAACAGUGCCUUGCAAAAGUAUGAAUAGGUACAGUGCCUUGCAAAAGUAUUCAUCCCCCUUGGCAUUUUUCCAAUUUUGUUACAUUACAACCUGCAAUUUAAAUUGAUUUUUAUUUGGAUUUCAUGUUAUGGACAUACACAAAAUAGUCCAAAUUGGUGAAUUGAAAUAAAAAAAAUAACUUGUUAAAAUAAUUCCUAAAAAUAAAUAAUGGAAAAGUGGUGCGUGCAUAUGUAUUCACCCCCUUUGCUAUGAAGCCCCUAAAUAAGAUAUGGUGCAACCAAUUACCUUCAGAAGUCACAUAAUAAGUUAAAUAAAGUCCACCUGUGUGCAAUCUAAGUGUCACAUAAUCUGUCACAUGAUCUCAGUAUAUAUACACCUGUUCUGAAAGGCCCCAGAGUCUGCAACACCACUAAGCAAGGGGCACCACCAAGCAAGCGGCACCAUGAAGACCAAGGAGCUCUCCAAACAGGUCAGGGACAAAGUUGUGGAGAAGUACAGAUCAGGCUUGGGUUAUAAAAAAUUAUCAGAAACUUUGAACAUCCCAAGGAGCACCAUUAAAUCCAUUAUUCAAAAAUGGAAAGAAUAUGGCACCACAACCAACCUGCCAAGAGAGGGCCGCCCACCAAAACUCACGGACCAGGCAAGGAGGGCAUUAAUCAGAGAGGCAACAAGAGACCAAAGAUAACCCUGAAGGAGCUGCAAAGCUCCACAGCGGAGAUUGGAGUAUCUGUCCAUAGGACCACUUUAAAGCGUACACUCCACAGAGCUGGGCUUUACGGAAUAGUGGCCAGAAAAAAGCCAUUGCUUAAAGAAAAAAAUAAGCAAACACGUUUGGUGUUCGCCAAAAGCCAUGUGGGAGACUCCCCAUACAUCUGGAAGAAGGUACUCUGGUCAGAUGAGACUAAAAUUGAGCUUUUUGGCCAUCACGGAAAACGCUAUGUCUGGCGCAAACCCAACACCUCUCAUCACCCCGAGAACACCAUCCCCACAGUGAAGCAUGGUGGUGGCAGCAUCAUGCUGUGAGGAUGUUUUUCAUCGGCAGGGACUGGGAAACUGGUCAGAAUUGAAGGAAUGAUGGAUGGCGCUAAAUACAGGGAAAUUCUUGAGGGAAACCUGUUUCAGUCUUCCAGAGAUUUGAGACUGGGACGGAGAUUCACCUUCCAGCAGGACAAUGACCCUAAGCAUACUGCUAAAGCAACACUCGAGUGGUUUAAGGGGAAACAUUUAAAUGUCUUGGAAUGGCCUAGUCAAAGCCCAGACGUCAAUCCAAUUGAGAAUCUGUGGUAUGACUUAAAGAUUGCUGUACACCAACGGAACCCAUCCAACUUGAAGGAGCUAGAGCAGUUUUGCCUUGAAGAAUGGGCAAAAAUCCCAGUGGCUAGAUGUGCCAAGCUUAUAGAGACAUACCCCAAGAGACUUGCAGCUGUAAUUGCUGCAAAAGGUGGCUCUACAAAGUAUUGCCUUUGGAGGGUUUAAUAGUUAUGCAGGCUCAAGAUAUCUGUUUUUUUGUCUUAUUUCUUGUUUGUUUCGCAAUAAAACAUAUAUUGCAUCUUCAAAGUGGUAGGCAUGUUGUGUAAAUCAAAUGAUACAAACCCCCAAAAAGGUUUUAAGGUGUUAUGAUGAUUUGUGAUACAAGAUUCAUGAACGUAUGUGCAACUCAUAAGCUGUAUGUGGACACAGGACAGGGACACACCAUGUGUUAGUGGUGUCACGAGUGAGUAAUUGAAGGUCAGUGUGCCAAGAUAGAUUGGGGGCCACUGGUGCUAAUCUUAGGAUGGGUGCGUGAUGGAAUGGCCUGGGUGCCACACUACACCAAGGAGGUAGAUGAUAUGGUGGUGGAUAAGUGACAAUUAAUAAUGGUUAGCAACUGGAUAAGAUAAAAGUAGGUUGGAAGAGCAGUAUAUAAACUGAGAGAUUAUCUAUGGAAGUCAUUCAGAUGGCAAGAGGCAAAGCCUGUCAUUGAAACAAACAUUGUAACCAUUAAAUAAUGACUGAAUCCAAUCUCCAUCUGUGUGACAUACUCUCUUGCAUCCUGAACUUCUCAAUACCAGAAACUCAUAAAAUAAGGCAACAUAAUAGGAAAAAUGCCAAGGGGGGUGAAUACUUUCGCAAGCCACUUUAUGUAGUACUGUGCGCCUCCCAUUGUCUGUUCUGGACUUGGGGACUGUGAAGAGCCCUCUGGUGGCAUGUCUUGUGGGGUAUGCAUGGGUUUCUGAGCUCAGUGCUAGUAGUUUAAACAGACAGCUCGGUUCAUUCAACAUGUCAAUGCUUCUUACAAAAGCAAGUAGUGAAGUUAAUCUCUCCUCUACUUUGAGCCACGAGAGAUUGACAUGCAAAUUAUUAAUGUUAGCUCUACAUGUACAUUUAAGGGCCAGGCGUGCUGUCGUGUUCUGGGCCAGUUGUACAUUUCCCAAGUCCCUCUUUGUGGCACCUGACCACACGGCUGGUCAGUAGUCCAGGAGCAACAAAACUAGGGCCUGUAGGACCUGCCUUGUUGAUAUUGUUGUUAAGAAGGCAGAGCAGUGCUUUAUUAUGGACAACCCUCUCCUGAUCUUAGCUACUGUUGCAUCAAUAUGUUUUGACCAUAACAGUUUACAAUCCAGGGUUACUCCAAGCAGUUUAGUCUCCUCAACUUGCUCAAUGUCCACAUUAUUCAUUACAAUAUUUAGUUGAGGUUUAGGGUUCAGUCAAUUAUUUGUCCCAAAUACAAUUCUUUUAGUUUUUGAAAUAUUUUGGACUAAUAUUUCUGCCACCCAUUCUGAAACUGACUGCAUCUCUUUGUUAAGUGUUGUAGUGACUUCACUCGCUGUAGUAGCUGACGUGUAUAGUGUUGAGUCAUCCACAUACACAGACGCACAGGCUUUACUCAGAGCCAGUGGCAGGUCAUUAGUAAAGUUUGAAAAAAGUAAGGGGCAGACACAGCUUCCCCACUAGUCUCCUGAGUGGCGCAGUGGUCUAAGGCACUGCAUCGCAGUGCUAACUGUCCACUAGAGAUCCUGGUUCGAAUCCAGGCUCUGUCGCAGCCGGCCGCGACCGGGAGACUCAUGGGCGGCGCACAAUUGGCCCAGCGUCGUCCAGGGUAGGGGAGGGAAUGGCCGGCAGGGAUGUAGCUCAGUUGAUAGAGCAUGGCGUUUGCAACGCCAGGGUUGUGGGUUUGAUUCCCACGGGGGGCCAGUAUAAAAAAAAAAAUAAAAAUAAAAAAAAAAUGUAUUCACUAACUGUAAGUCGCUCUGGAUAAGAGCGUCUGCUAAAAUGACUAAAAUGUAUAAAAUGUACCUGGAUUAUGUUGGAGAGGCUAAAAUUAAAGAACACCCUCUGUGUUCUGUUAGACAGUUAACUCUCAAUCCACAAUAUAGCAAGGGGUUAAAGUUUUUCCAGCACCAUGCUAUGAUUGAUAAUGUCAAAAGCCGCACUGAAGUCUAGCAAAACAACUCCCACAAUCUGUCUAGAAUCUGGAUGCAUGUCAUGUUUUCUGAGGGCCCACUGUUCAAUGUAACAUGAUAUCUGUGUGAACAUUUGCAUACCACACCAUGGCAAGCACUUUUUUUAUCUCACAAGUAUAAGAAUCAAGUGAGGAGGUUAGUUUAGGCAGUUCAUCAUGGAUUAGAAAUGGUCUGUCUACAUUUUGGAUUUAGCAUACUUUGAAUGUAAUAAAUAAUAUGAGUGCAGGAUACAAAGUAUAAUAUUGUUUGAUUUAGGCUAUGAGUAUGUUAUCAGGACAAUAGGAAAAACCAUCUAUAUUGGUGAGUAUAGAUGUGGGCAAAUCUAUCACUGUAACAAGAACAGGUAAAGGAAUUAUCAAUUUAGGUUGUCUGUUCUUUGUGAUUUGAUUGUUUUAACUUAUAUUUAAGCUACAGUACUAUACAGGAUUGUCUACUCUUCUUCAACUAUUGACAGCACAUCUUUACGAACUCCCAGGACCAUGGAGAACUCUACUCACUUUAAGGUCUUUAGGCUUGCUGCAUACGGUGAUAUCGGACAAAUGAAGUAUUUCUAUUUUGCUGUGGUAACUGUAUUAUAUUUUGUCAUCAUUCUUGCCAAUGCUUUCCUUAUUGGAGUUAUCUGCAUUGAAAAAAGCCUUAAUUAAUCCAUGCAUCUGUUUCUGUAUGCUUUGUUUGUUAAUCAGUUGCAUUGGCGAUUUUAGCAGGUAAAUCUUGGUGGGGCAAACACAUUUUUUGGGGUGAUGUAUGCCAGGUAAGCGAAACAGUUAAUUCAGCCUCAUUUACUGCCUUUAAAAAAAACAUAGCUAAUAUGGCUGACUUGCUUAAACAAAUGUGGUUUCAACUGACAAUUGAGAUGUACAAACGAUGGCAUAAGGGGACGACAAGCAGAUAAGAGGCAAUCCAUAAUUUCGAUUAAGACAUUAAUGAGCGAGCUAGGACGGACGUAGUCAGUAUGACUAUUUGUUCAGCACUUUUGAAAUGUACAGCGACAUAAUUCAGAACAUGGGCCAUUCUUACAGUGUUCGCCCUGUACACCAAGUCAGAACCGUAGGAUAAAUAAUGGGGGCAUAUAAGCAGACAAUGAAAGCUUUUAUAAUAUUCAAUGAUUAUAAUAUCUCUAAAACAGGUUAUAGGCUACUUGUGCACCACCAAGUCAGAACAGCAGGUGAAAUUAAGAGGAGAAAAUAGACCAAAUUAUUAGGGUGAGGCACAUGGGCUACUAACAGCUUACUACAUAACAUACACUUAGUAUUACUUUCUAAGCUGCAGUAUACAUAUCUCCAUGGCAUAUUACAUAAUUUAUGCAGCAGCAUACAAUACAUUUUUGGACUCACCUUGUUGUGCUGCGCUCACUUGAACAGGAAGGUGGCGCGGCGGUCCUUCGUGGGAAAAUUUUGUCAUCAAACUUUGUCAUCAAAGUCUGACAUUCUCUGGAUUUAUGGUGCUUUCAAGACAACUGAGAACUCUGAAAAAAACAAGGUUGAAUCAUGAUAACGUCAGGGAUCUUCAGGUCGUAGCUCUGGAAAGAAGCCAGAGUUCCCAACUUACAAUUCCAAGUGGGAAGCUUGUUUUUUCCCAAGUUCACAGUCUUAAACUAAGUAAGAUUUCCCAGUUUCGAGUAAACAGUUGUUAUGAGCAUGACAGAAAUCAUGCUGGAUUGACAGCAUGGCCAAUGUUGAAUGUUUAACAUUAUAAGCUUGGAAAAGAGACCCAUAAACCCAGACUUGGGACCACAAAGCCACUCCACUGAAUAGCAGGCUAGUGAUUUCUUUGUAAUGCUUGCAGUUAGUCACUGAUUCCUUCCAAACCACUCAUGGUUGAAUUUGCCAUUUCCAACUUGUGUAACGUUUAUGUCCAAUGGCCGAUGAGCACCGAUAAGUUUUGUUUAUAAUUUCUCUUCAUUAUUUCUCUUCAUAUGACAAGUAUUAAAACAUAUUUGCCAGUAGAUUGUCGACUUGAUUCAUGAUGAUGACUGCUAGCUAAGAUUUUGAAAGUAUGAUGUUGACAUGAUCAAUCCAAUCAAAGCUACUGUAGAUGUACAUGAUUUGAUGUGAAUAUAUAUGUGGCCAAUGACCUUGAGCCUUCUUGGAUGGCCACUUCUAAUGUAACUCUAUGUCAGCACCCAAGGGGCUUGAAUUUUCGAGCUCUACCCUUAGAUUUGGCGGUGACGGAGUGUCCCCAUGAAAAACAUGUUUUUAUUGUUUGUAAACUAAUAUGUGACACGUAUUAAUGCCAAAAUAACAUGCGAAACAGACUGUAUUGUGUCAACUAUUCCGCAGUCAAGCUUGCAUUUUCAAAUACUACGCUGAAUAACAUAUGGGGUCUUGUUGCCACUUUGCUUUCUUUUUGUUGUACUUUAUUUCCUACCAUAUACUCAUAUGUCAGAAUUCUACAAAUAUGUGUAAAGUCUUCGAAAGAGACGAAACAGAAAGCAUUUAACACUUGUACAGCACAUAUAGCCUCUUUGCUGAACUUCUCCUUUGGCUUGUUUGUUAUUCUACAAGGCAGAUAUGAAACUGCAUUUCCACCUAUACUUCACACUAUUGUAUUUGUUUAUUUUCUACUAUGUCCACCAUUUUUUUAUCCUAUUAUAUAUGACAUCAGGCAGGCUUGUAAAAAGAUACUAUGCCUUUAACCUACAAUAUAUACAGAUGUUUUCUUUUAGUUUUUUAUGUAAUCGAUGCUAUAAUUGACUAUACAGAUAUGUAGGAUUUUUGCAUAAUUUCUCUGUAGCCCAAAUAUUAUUCAAGAAAUUGCAUGAAGUUUAUCAUGCAUUGUCACUGAGAAUGUUUUGUAUCUGAUCAUAAUUCACCAAUUAAAAAUGGUGUUCCCAAAACUCACGUAUCUCUAUUACUUUCAAACCUCAGAAGUCUUAUAAAUGUACAUAUAUUAUCGGUAUGUUUUUUUUUAAGAAAAAGAUUUUAAGGGGGAUAUGAAUUAUUUUUGUUAAAAAUAUUGUGUUUAGUCCGAACUAACACAUAAUCAAAUAAUUUGCGUUCAUUCACAGCCAUACACACUCAAGCCUUGUACGACCUAGGAAUUGCUGCCUUGACCACAGAAAGAAAAUUAACAAAGGCUACAGAGAACUCAACCCAAGUCAAGUUCUUUUAACUCUUUGGCAUGCAACAUCUCAGUCUAUUUCAUCUUGCCUCUUAUCACAUACCUAUUCAAUAUUAAUGUGAAUCUGACUCUGAUCAUUAAAAUCAUUCAAAGGCCGCCAUGAGCACAUUGAUAUAUUUCAUUGUAAUUUACAGUGUGUCAAUGGAUUGUACAGAACCACUGGUUUCUACCCCAAGUUCUUACUGGACCUUCAGUCAGAUGUUCAGGUGAUAUCUUAUGGUGGAUGUUUGAUUCAAGCCUAUGUAAUAUACACAUCUGUCCUCUGUGAAAUUACUAUUCUAACAGUGAUGUCUUAUGACAGGUAUGUGGCAAUAUGCAGACCAUUACUAUAUCAUACCAUUGUGACAUCUUUAACUGUUAGAAAGUUACUCUUCUUUCUUGGUGUUAUCCUUUAUUUAUAGCACUCAUAAUACUUAGUUUAACAGUCAGAAUUCCUUUGUGUGGAUCUCGCAUUGAUAAAAUAUUCUGUGACAAUCUGUCUAUACUAAAGUAUUAAUGUUUACUCAUUACCAUCAAUUGGAUUUGGAGCCCAUGUUUAAUAGUGGUUCAUGUUUUACAGGUACUUUUCAUUGCCUUGUCUUACUGUCAGAUUG
This is a messenger RNA of Coregonus sp. 'balchen', 7872 nucleotides long. NCBI's taxonomy places the organism in Eukaryota, Metazoa, Chordata, Actinopteri, Salmoniformes, Salmonidae. The record is from the annotation of a GenBank genome assembly.